AUGGCUGCAACAGACAACGAAGAAGACGACUACAUGUCCGACGCUUUCCUCAACAUCGAAACUGUUAAGGAUGUCCGACCUGGCCUGUUGAUGACUCACAAACAGCAAAGACUUCACAAUCAGAUGAAAAAGAGAAAGGAAUGUCAAUUGAUAAACAAGACCACUGGCUUAAAGGCGUUGGAAGAGCAACAACGUCAGGAAGGACUAGAAAAGGCCAUUGACAGCACCAACAAAGGUUUUUCACUUUUACAGAAAAUGGGUUAUACACCCGGAUCAGGAAUUGGCAAAAACAAUUCCGGAAGAGUGGAACCAAUUGGCAUCGUGUUGAAAACCGACCGCAAAGGAUUGGGUAGAGAAGCCGCGUUAAGAGAAAUCAGAGAAUGGAAAAAAUCAAUGAUACGCAGUAGACGGUCAGCAGGACCCAGUGUGUGCGAGUAUAGAGAGAGACGGGCUCAGGAAGCUGCUGAAAAAUUAGACCGUUUGGACUUAUUUAGAUGCCAACGAGUAUGCCGCCAAAUGGAUUUAGAACAGGAUAUACAAGAACCAUCUGAAAAGUUCUUUUGGCCUGAGGAAGUUCCUGAAGAUGAUGCAGAUGAAUCAGAGGCAGAAGAAUUAAAUACUCUAUCAUUAAACGAACAAUUGGAAAUUUUAAUUUUUUAUUUGAGGCGCACUUACAACUAUUGCGUUUAUUGUGGAACAGUAUAUGAAGAUGCCAGUGAUUUGAUGGAUGAAUGUCCUGGUCCCAAUCGAGAAAAUCACUAA
Macrosiphum euphorbiae (potato aphid) is the source of this 762-nucleotide messenger RNA. NCBI's taxonomy places the organism in Eukaryota, Metazoa, Arthropoda, Insecta, Hemiptera, Aphididae. The record is from the annotation of a GenBank genome assembly.